AUGACAGACCCUCGGGGAAGGACGAUAAAGGUCGUGCUGCGGGAGACUGGAGCUUUCAUUGAUAUGAUGCUGAGAGCUGGAGGAGCAGACACCUCUGGCACAUCGCUGCUUCUCAUGCUGCUUCUGUUUUCCUGUCACCACCUGUGCCACUCUCUGCGAGUCCCAAACCUUUCUUCAUAUGCAAAAGCAGAGGACAAGCUUUUUAAAUACCUCUUUAGCAACUACCAGAAAUGGGUCCGUCCAGUUGAGUACCUCAACCAGACAAUUAGUGUGAAGUUUGGACUGGCCAUUUCUCAGCUGGUGGAUGUGGAUGAGAAGAACCAGCUAAUGACAACUAAUGUAUGGAUGAAACAGGAAUGGAUGGAUAUGAAACUCAGGUGGAAUCCAGAGGAGUAUUUAGGAAUCACAACAGUUCGAGUUCCCUCUGACAGAAUAUGGUCCCCAGAUGUUGUCCUAUAUGAUAAUUCAGAUGGCCGUUUUGAAGGCACUGUAACCAAAGCUGUUGUGAAGUAUGAUGGAACCAUAACCUGGACACCUCCAGCCAAUUACAAGUCUGCCUGCACUAUAGACGUCACAUUCUUCCCCUUUGACCUUCAGAACUGCUCCAUGAAGUUUGGUUCAUGGACAUAUGAUGGCUCACAGGUUGACAUAACUUUGGAGGACUUUCAUGUGGACAAGCAGGACUAUUUUGACAACGGUGAAUGGGAGAUUGUCAAAGCCACUGGGAGUCGUGGUUUGAGGACUGACGGCAGCAUUUCCUACCCCACUAUCACCUACUUCUUCGUCAUUCGUCGACUACCUCUUUUCUACACCCUCUUCCUCAUCAUCCCUUGCAUUGGGCUGUCAUUUCUCACCAUCCUUGUCUUCUACUUGCCCUCAAACGGUGGUGAGAAGAUCUCGCUCUGCACUUCAGUUCUGGUCUCUCUCACUGUUUUCCUGCUGGUUAUUGAGGAGAUCAUCCCCUCCUCAUCCAAGGCCAUCCCACUCAUCGGAGAGUAUUUGGUGUUUACUAUGAUUUUUGUCACUCUUUCUAUAGUCAUCACAGUAUUUGCCAUUAACAUACAUCACCGCUCAUCGUCCACGCACCACGGCAUGGCUCCGUGGGUCAGACGGAUAUUCCUGCAUCGACUUCCUAAAGUUUUGUGCAUGCGCAGCCAUGUGGACCGCUACGCCACCAGUGGAGUAGCUGGGACUAUUGGGACUCUUGGACUAAAAGGGUCUUCACCAGAGCUCACACCGCUUCUGGACAAAAGACAGCGCAUAGAAGCAGCACUGGAUUCCAUUCGCUACAUAACCAUGCACGUGGUGAAGGAGAACGAAGUCAGAGAGGUAGUACAGGACUGGAAGUACGUGGCCCAAGUGUUGGACCGAGUGUUUCUCUGGGCCUUCCUCUUGGUUUCAGUGCUGGGCUCCGCUCUGCUUUUCAUCCCAGUAAUCUACAAAUGGGCCAGUAUUGUUGUUCCAGAUUACACUGGAAGUACUCUCUGA
Molecule: messenger RNA, 1488 nt
Organism: Knipowitschia caucasica
Lineage: Eukaryota; Metazoa; Chordata; Actinopteri; Gobiiformes; Gobiidae
Source: the annotation of a GenBank genome assembly